Molecule: messenger RNA, 225 nt
Organism: Dentiscutata erythropus
Lineage: Eukaryota; Fungi; Glomeromycota; Glomeromycetes; Diversisporales; Gigasporaceae
Source: the annotation of a GenBank genome assembly
AUGUCAAGCACAAGAAAAUUCAAUACCCAAAGUGAAAAGAAAAAUUACUUAAAUAGAGCGGAAAAUACAGAAAACAUGGAAUGUAUAGAAAAUGUAGAGGAUACAGACAUGGAAGACGUGGAGCCUUGGAACCUAGUGGAUCUUUGGCAGUUCAAAAGUGUAGCCAUGUUGAAUUUCCAAAUAUUAAAAAAUCUCAUUAAAUCAUUACUUGCAAUUCAGAUUUAG